This is a messenger RNA of Suricata suricatta (meerkat), 969 nucleotides long. Its product is annotated as olfactory receptor 7A17-like. The record is from RefSeq and is a predicted model, not a curated record. The transcript has a single exon. NCBI's taxonomy places the organism in Eukaryota, Metazoa, Chordata, Mammalia, Carnivora, Herpestidae. The coding region runs from base 1 to 969 and encodes 322 amino acids. Gene Ontology annotation, cellular component: membrane. Gene Ontology annotation, molecular function: olfactory receptor activity; G protein-coupled receptor activity. Gene Ontology annotation, biological process: G protein-coupled receptor signaling pathway.
AUGGGACCAGAAAAUGACAGCCAAAUUUCAGAGUUUCUUCUUUUGGGGCUAUCAGAUGAACCAGAAUUACAGCCCCUUAUCUUUGGGCUUUUCCUCUCCAUGUACCUGAUAGCUGUGUUUGGAAACCUGCUCAUCAUCCUGGUUGUCAGCUCUGACUCCCACCUCCACAUGCCCAUGUACUUCUUUCUCUCCGUCCUGUCCUUUGUGGACAUUUGUGUCACCUCUACCAUCAUCCCGAAGAUGUUGGUGAAUAUACAGACUCAGACCAAAGUUAUAACCUAUACAGGAUGCAUCAGCCAGGUCUGUUUCUCCACACUCUUUGCAGGCUGGGACAACAUUCUCCUGGCCGUGAUGGCCUAUGACCGCUUUGUGGCCAUCUGUCACCCCCUGCACUACAUGGUCAUCAUGAACCCCCGGCUCUGUGGACUGCUGGUUCUGGUGUCCUGGAUCAUAAGUGUCCUGAAUUCCUUGUUACAAAGCUUAAUGGUGCUGCGAUUGUCCUUCUGUACACACUUGGAAAUCCUCCACUUUUUCUGUGAACUCAAUCAGAUGAUCAAACUUGCCUGUUCUGACACCUUUCUUAAUAACUUGGUGAUGGAUCUUUUAGCUAUGCUGCUGGCUGGUGGUCCCCUGGCUGGGAUCCUUUACUCUUACUCCAAGAUAGUUUUCUGCAUAUGUAGAAUCUCAUCAGCUCAGGGCAAGUAUAAAGCAUUUUCCACCUGUGCAUCUCACCUCUCAGUUGUCUCCUUAUUUUAUUGUACGGUCCUGGGAGUGUACCUUAGCUCCGCUGCCACCCAGAGCUCCCACUCCAGUGCUGUAGCCUCAGUGAUGUACACGGUGGUCACGCCCAUGCUCAACCCCUUCAUCUACAGCCUGAGGAACAAAGACAUAAAGGAGGCUCUAGUAAGAUUCUUUGGGAUGGCAGGUAUAAAAGGGACAAUUGUGUUGCUGGUGAAGAAGUGUCCAUGA